Messenger RNA from Schistocerca piceifrons (Central American locust), 1815 nucleotides. RefSeq names its product sodium-dependent serotonin transporter. Lineage: Eukaryota; Metazoa; Arthropoda; Insecta; Orthoptera; Acrididae. Bases 1 to 1815 code for a protein of 604 amino acids. Gene Ontology annotation, biological process: sodium ion transmembrane transport; serotonin uptake. The record is from RefSeq and is a predicted model, not a curated record. Gene Ontology annotation, cellular component: neuron projection; membrane. Gene Ontology annotation, molecular function: serotonin:sodium:chloride symporter activity; serotonin binding. The transcript is spliced from 13 exons.
AUGGCGGGCGAGCAGCCGCGCCAGGGGCAGCCGGCAGACGCGGCCGCCGGCAAGUACGCCGCCGUCGUGGUGGCGCUGACGCCGGCCAGGCCCCGCGAGACCUGGGCCAAGAAGGUCGAGUUCCUGCUCGCAGUAAUCGGCUUCGCCGUCGACCUCGGCAACGUCUGGCGCUUCCCCUACAUCUGCUACCAAAACGGCGGCGGCGCCUUCCUGAUCCCUUACUGCAUCAUGCUGGUCUUCGGCGGCCUGCCCCUCUUCUACAUGGAGCUGGCUCUGGGGCAGUUCCAUCGAUGCGGCUGUCUCACCAUCUGGAAGCGCAUCUGUCCCGCUCUCAAAGGUGUGGGCUACGCCAUCUGCCUGAUCGACGUGUACAUGGGCAUGUACUACAACACCAUCAUCGGCUGGGCGGUGUACUACCUGUUCGCGUCGUUCCGCUCGGAGCUGCCGUGGACGAGCUGCGACAACCCGUGGAACACGGCCGACUGCACGCCCGUCUUCUCGCUCGCGCGCACCAACCGCUCCGUCAGCCCCGCCCGCGAGUUCUUUGAGCGCAGCGUGCUGGAGCUGCACCGGUCGGACGGCCUGGACCGCAUGGGGCCCAUCAAGUGGUCGUUGGCGCUCUGCGUCCUCGCCGUCUUCCUGCUCGUCUACUUCUCCCUCUGGAAAGGCGUCCGCAGCGCCGGCAAGGCGGUGUGGGUGACGGCGCUGGCGCCGUACGGCGUGCUGGUGAUCCUGCUGUGCCGCGGCGUGACGCUGCCGGGGGCCGCCGAGGGCAUCCGCUACUACCUCACCCCGGAGUGGCACAAGCUCAGCAACGCCAAGGUGUGGAUAGACGCGGCGUCGCAGAUCUUCUUCUCCCUGGGUCCCGGCUUCGGCACUCUGCUCGCCCUCUCCAGCUACAACAAGUUCAACAACAACUGCUACCGGGAUGCCAUCCUGACGAGCAGCAUCAACUGCCUGACGAGCUUCCUGGCCGGCUUCGUCAUCUUCUCCGUGCUGGGCUACAUGGCGCACGUUCAAAACAAGAGCGUCUCAGAAGUCGGCCUCGAAGGUCCAGGCCUUGUGUUCAUCGUGUACCCGGAGGCCAUAGCGACUAUGUCUGGUUCCGUCUUCUGGUCCAUCAUCUUCUUCCUCAUGCUCAUCACUCUCGGGCUGGACAGCACGUUCGGCGGCCUGGAGGCAAUGAUCACGGCGCUGUGCGACGAGUACCCGCGCGUGCUCGGCCGGCACCGCGAGGCCUUCGUCGCUGUGCUGCUGCUUGCCGUCUACAUCUGCGCACUCCCCACCACCACCUACGGCGGCGAGUACCUGGUGAACCUGCUGAACGUGUACGGCCCGGGCAUCUCGAUCCUGUUCGUGGUGUUCGUCGAGGCGGUGGGCGUGUGCUGGUUCUACGGCGUCAGCCGCUUCUCCAGGGACAUCGAGAAGAUGCUCGGCCACCAGCCCGGCAUCUUCUGGCGCGUCUGCUGGGCCUACAUCAGCCCCAUAUUCAUUCUCGUGAUCUUCAUCUUCUCGCUGAUGGGGUACGAGGAGAUGCUGCCGGGCGAGUACGUGUACCCUGCGUGGAGCAUCAGCGUCGGCUGGGUGCUGACCGCCUCGUCCCUCGUCUGCAUCCCCCUGUACAUCAUCUACAUGCUCAUCACCACUCCCGGGACCUGCCUGCAGCGCGUGAAAGCGGCAGUGAAGCCGUGCGACGAAUGCGACGAGCCGGCAGCGGUGACCGUCAACUCCAACUACGGCGCAGCGGACAGCACGGGCGGCGGCUGCGCAGGCGCAGUGGCGGUCUCUGGCGGCGGCGCGGGCACGCACGUGUGA